CUAGGAGAUAGGAACUAGGAGCUAGGAACUAGAAGAUAGGCACUAGGAGCUAGGAACUAGGAACUAGAAGAUAGGCACUAGGAGCUAGGAACUAGAAGCUAGGAGCUAGGAACUAGAAGCUAGAAGCUAGGAAGUAGAAGCUAGGGGCUAGGAACUAGAAGCUAGGGGCUAGGAACUAGAAGCUAGGGGCUAGGAACUAGAAGCUAGGAGCUAGGAACUAGGAGCUAGGAACUAGGAAUUAGAAGCUAGGAGCUAGGAACUAGAAACUAAAUGCUAGGAGCUAGGAACUAGAAGCUAGGAGCUAGGAAUUAGAAGCUAGGAGCUAGGAACUAGAAGCUAGGGGCUAGGAACUAAAAGCUAGAAGCUAGGAACUUGAAGCUAGGAUGGUGGCCAGAUAACUACACUACAAUCCCUCAUGUGUGCUAUUCAUUAUCAAAGCCCAGAACAAAUUAACACAGUCUUUAAGUGUUAACUGUAGGCCUGCUUAAUAGCCUGGUUUAAAGUCAGUGUGGAAUUACGCAGCAUUAAGCGGAAGGGGGUUCGUCCUUAAACAUGAAGGUUGGAGCACUUUAAUUUGCGGAGAUCAGCCACGGGUUAUGCGCGAGAGUGCGCGAGUGCACUGAUGAGUAUUUGAAUGGUUGGGUACUGUUGCUGAAGUGUUAUAAUUAGCCGCUGUGUUAGCGUAGCGCUUUUUUCUGGUGGAUAUAAUUUAGCUGAGGCUCAGCUGUGUGACAGCGAAGUGUGUGUGUGUGUGUGUGUGUGUUUGAGAGUGUGUGUUUGUGAGAGUGUGUGUGUGUGUUUGAGAGUGUUAAUGUGUAUGUGCUUUCUGGAAUGAGCCGGCCGCAGCUACAGAAGCGUCAUUGAUCAGCCUCUGAGACUCAAUACACAAUGAGACCAGGCCAGGGAUCUCUCCGCUUCACUCCUUCAACUCUCACUGCCCUCGUUUUCCAGUCCGCCAUUCUUCUCUCCCUCUGCUCUCGGGGACAGGCGGUGCAGGCGGAGAACGUGACGGUUUUGGAGGGCGGGACGGCGCAGAUCUCCUGCCGCCUCCAGAACUACGACGGAUCCAUCGUGGUCAUCCAGAACCCGCGCCGGCAAACGCUGUUCUUCAAUGGAACACGAGCGCUCAAAGACGACCGUUUUCAGAUGGUCCUCUUCACGCCGCGCCUGGUGCGCAUCACCCUGACGAACGUGAGCGUGUCGGACGAGGGCGGAUACUUCUGUCAGCUGUACACUGACGACACGCACCACCAGGUGGCGACGCUGUCAGUGGUGGUGCCCCCGGAGAUCCCCUCGGUGGAGGUGAAGACGGAGGCGGUGGAGGGCGGAGAGGUGGAGCUCACCUGCCUGUCGCCCCGCAGCAAACCCCCCGCCACCCUGCGCUGGGUCCGAGACCGCCGGGAAAUAGCUGGUGUGGUAUCUCAGCAGGAGAAUGGGAAAACAGUGAGCGUUUCCAACACUAUCCGUCUGCCCGUGGAGAGGAAGGAUAACGGCGCCGCCCUGAGCUGCGAGGCGUCCCACCCGGCACUCGUGGGCCAGAAGAGAGUCCGCCAUUACCGCCUGGACGUCCACUUCGCCCCCACUGUGAGGAUCAUCCCCCCCCAGGGGAUUCUCCGAGAGGGAGACUCACUCAGCCUUACCUGCUCUGCCACUGGAAAUCCACUGCCACGCAACAUCCAGUGGUCGCGAGUGAACGACACUCUGCCAGAGAGGGCGGAGACAUCCGGCACAACCCUCGUCAUGUCCCGCCUCAGCCAAUCCCAUAACGGCACCUACCUGUGCCAGGCACAUAAUAACUACGGCCGUGCCGCCGACCACUACACACUGCUGGUGUACGAGAAUGUAUCUGUGUCUAUCCCUCCAUCCUGCUCCUCAUCCCCCAACCCUUCAUCCCCCAGAUUAGAGCCACAACCCAGAGACCCUGGGGCGGUGGUGGAGACCCACAGUGCAGUACCGUAUGCAGUCAUAGGGGGCGUUCUGGCUCUGCUGGUGUUCACCGUCAUCUGCGUUCUCAUCGUAACAAUCUGGUGCUCCGUCCGACAGAAAGGUUCAUAUCUGACGCACGAGGCGAGCGGAUUGGAUGAGCACGGCGAGGUGCAGGAAGCCUUCCUCAACGGGAACGACACCAGCCAGGGCAAGAAGGAGUAUCUACUGUAACAGCCUGUAGUGGACGUCCACAAUGGAGUGUACACCACAACCACUCUCUCUAUACACACACACACAUAUAUACACACAUACACUACAUCAAAACACACACAGCCCUCUUCAUACCUACCAUAGCAGUGCCAUAUGAGGGCAAAGAGAACGAGAGGAAGAGAAACAGAAUUAGCUGAGAAGAAUUAAAGGGCCCAUAUCGGGGAAAAAAAAAGACCUCAAGUUAUUUUUUAAAAAUAGAAGUUUGAUGUACCGUGUGAACAUUGUGAACGUUUUAAUAUGCAUCAUUAAUUAAUCCAGCUCGUACAACUCAUUUUAAAAAAAAAAAUCACCAUGAAACCCAUUUCCAUUGGAUCACAAACAUUCAUAUAUCCACAUUAGUGCAUCUCAAAAAAAAAAAAAAAAAAAGAGAGAAUAUCAUUGAGAUUUUACUUUAUUUCAGUAAUAUCAAAGUUCAAAAUGUGAAACUCAUAUAUCUAUUUUAAUAUAUAGUUCUAUUACACACAGAGAGUGAUCGAUUUGAAGUGUAUUUCUUUAAUUGUUGAUGAUAAUUAUGGCUUACAGCCAAUAAAAAAAAAAACCAAAAAAUCAGUGAAUCAGAAAAUUUGAAUUUUUAAGAAGAAGAAGAACAAGACCAAUGGUACUUCUGGUACAGUGUGGGCAGUGUGCCAAAUCCUGCUGGAAAAUGAAAUCCGCAUCUCCAUAAAAGUUGUCAGCAUGAAGCUUUUAUGAAGAUGUGGAUUUCAUUUUCCAGCAGGACUUUGCUCACUUGGUUUCAUAUGAAAGUAUCAAUAAUCAUCGACAAUAAAAUAAAUAAGCUAUUGAAAUAUAUCACUCUGUGUGUAAUACAUCUAUAAUAUAUAUAUAUAUAUAUACAUUUUAAACUGAUUUACUGAAAUAAAGUAGCUUUUCAAUGAUAUUCUAAUUUUUAUUAAUUUUCUUGAGAUGCACCAGUAUAUCUGUUAUCUAUCCAAUUUAUGGCUGAAGUUUAUUUUUCCCCACAUUCUUAAGGGUUUUAGCCUAAACUUAGCAUUUUUUUUGGUACUUUACAUUUCAGCCUGUGUUCCCUGUGUUUUUAAUGAGGGUCGUGUACAUAUCAGUCUUUUGAAGACACAGCAAAGAGAAGGGACUGUGAUUGGAGGGAUGAAGCGAAGUUGGGAAUGAAUUAUGACUGUUUUGUUCUUGUGGACGAACACAGUUUAGUCCAGUCAAUAUUAUGAACACCUGCUUUGUGUCGACACCCAUUGUCUAUUAACCCUGUUUAGCAUGAAUUUUAUUUUUCAAGGAAAAUUUGUACAUUUUGGAAGCUUGAUUCUCUGUGGAUAGAUUACAAACGUACAUUUUGAUUUUCUCUUUUGAUAACAGCUUCGGGCGCCAUCAGUGGUACCUGUGCCACACUUUAAAAAACACUUUUGUAAAGGGUUAAUCGAUAAGAUUUUUGUUUAAUUCUAAUAAAACUAAAGACAGACUGAAAGGAUCCUUAUAACAAAAGUAAGCAAAGAAGCAGAGAUCACUUUAGUUUCGGAAUCAGUUUCUCUGAUUUUGCUUUUUAUAGAUAUAUAUUUGAGUAAAAUGAAAAUUGUCGUUUUAUUAUAUAAACUCAGAACAACACUUCUCCCAAAUUCCAAAUAAAAAUUUCGUCAUUUAGAGCAUUUAUUUGCAAAAAAAAAGGCUAGUUUUUAAUGGCUGGUUCACAGUUUUCAUGCGACUUGGCAUCACGUUCUCCUCCACCAGUCUUACACACUGCUUUUGGAUAACUUUAUGCCUUUACUCCUGUUGCAAAAAUUCAAGCAGUUCAGUUUGGUUUGAUCCAUAUUCCUCUUGAUUAUAUUCCAGAAGUUUUCAAUUUGGUAAAAUCAAAGAAUUUACAAAGAAUAUAUAUAUAUAUAUAUAUAUAUAUAUAUAUAUAUAUAUAUAUAUAUAUAUAUAUAUAUAUAUAUAUGCAAUGCGUGUAGAAACAAGGGUUUGCUCCUAAUAUUCGAACUGGACUGAAUACAAAAGUGAAGAAAAUGGGCCUUUUAUCACUGAAAUGAGAGUAAUAGAGUAAUAGAGAAAGAGAGAGAGAGAAAGAGAGAUGCAUCGUAAUCUCAAACUGUGCAAAACUAUUACAGUUCCUCCUCAACAGUAGAAGCUGUUGGAGAAAAGUGCCUACAAACAGGCUGAUACCCAGCAGCUGGAUUGAAUGUUCCAGUGUAAACACCCGAAACGCUCUGAAUUACCAGAACAUCUCGGCCACUGAGGCGAAUCCGAGCCAUUCAAAAAAUAACUCCAGCGAGGGACGAGUACCUCAUGCUUCAUUUAUCAACCAUCUACAGCAGGUACUGGAGCUCCAACACAUCCCAGCACUGCUUCCCCUACAAGAAACAAACAAAAAACACACAGUGCUUCUAUCUUUAUCAGUUUUUUCCUGGUCAGGAAACAAGGCAACUACUUCCUGAUCGAUUUCUAGGUAUAUUUUAACCUCUGUUUUCAAGGCGCACCAGAUUAUAAGGCGUGUUACGCGACACUAGUAAGGAACAGGGGUGUCUUCAUGUUUCUCUUCUAAUUCAGAAGAUCUCGCCACUGGGUGGAUGGUGGUGGAGGGGGAAAUGAGUUAAGUAAAGCUAAGCUAAGUAAACUGUAAACUGUAAUUCUUAAAAAAAACAUUCUUAUAAAUUCAAACGAGUGCUGGAUGUUAGUCUACACAGAUGAUUUAUCUUCUAAAAAACUGUUUAUUUGGGUGAGUAAAGCCCUUCCAUUUAUUUAGAGUAAGCUUAGAUUUCCAGAUUUCCACUAAGGCUGGGUGCAGCAGCAUUAGCAUUAGUCCUGUGUGUUGCAGUAAGCCAGGGCGAUAUUAGCUCGCACAGUUAGUGUGGUUGGCAGCUAAUGCUAGCCAGGCUAGGAUUCGUAGCAGGCUAGAGUCCGAUACGCUCGCCUCUGAACAGCGAAAGAGCUAGUGCUUAGCGAGGUUAGCGGCUAAUGCUUAUGCUGCUUCAGCAGUGCUAGCCAGGGUUCAUAGCAGCCUACAGUCCGAUAUACUCACUUGCCUCUGAACAAGGAAAGAGAUAGAGCUUACCGUGGUUAGCGGCUAGUGCCAAUAAUGCUCCAUCAGUGCUAGCCGGGGUUUACAACAGGCUACAUGUCGAUAAUACUCACCUCUAAACAACGAAAGAGCUGGAGCCCAGCACAGUUAGCGGCUAAUGCUAAUGAUGCUCCAGCAGUGCUAGCCCAGUUUAACAACAGUAGAGUCUCUCUAUCUCUCUCUCUCUCUUCCUCUCGUUUAUUAAUAAUUAAUAAUAAUAAAAAGACAAUAGAAGUGUCCUUCUAAAGCCGAGCUGCACAGACUGGACCUGUGACUGAAGCUGAAAUCUGAAAAAAAAAAAAAGUGUUAAAAAGCCGAAUAAGGGAAUGUUAUUUUCUUUUCUUUAAUUGUUUUUGGUUAAAUGCUACACACUCACACAUACACUUAUACAUAUAUACACAUAUAUACACAUACACAAACACAUAUACACACACACACACAUAUCAACAUCUGAACAAACACAAAUGAAACAUAUCUCUUCACAAGUCAUUAUUUGUAUAAAAAAGUCAAUUACAAAGUAAAUUAAAUUUAAGUCUUUUAAGAAGUGAACUACGAACAAAUAAAAAAAACAAACAAAAAAAACAACACAAAAAACGAUUUACUUUUGAGCGCAUUACCAAGCGAUGCUAUUAUACUAACACAGAAUAUUAGUCUAGAGGUUCAACGACGAACAAAUUACUGUUGAGUGAUCUUUAAAAUAAAAAUGAGAAAAAUUAGAAAAAAAAAAAGAUUUAAUUUUUUUUGUCUUUAAAAGAUACGUUUUUUUUUUUUUUUUUUUUGUAUUAUUAUUUGAACUAUUACAAUUGUUGUUACUGUUAUUAUUAUUAUUAUUAUUAUUAUUAUUACUGUUAUUAUAAUUGUAAAUGUUACAAAAUUGUACACUUUUCCACAUUUCGCUUAUUUUAUUUUUUUUGUUUGGUUUGACUCUAGAAGCCCCGCCCCCUCAAAAAGUCUUUCUUUCUUCUGCAUCGUCUCUUCUCUUCUUUCUCUUCUCCUCUACACUUUCCUCCUCCUUCUAUCCUCAUCCUCUCUGUGCCCGAUUGUCUCCUCCGUCUCUUCCUCUCCUCGUCCUUCGCCGUGUGUUUGCUUUUCUUUAUUUUUUUUAUAGUCUUCACGUCGCUGUUGAUAUAGCUAACUGUGUUUCUUUAUAGGAGAAAGACAACAAGCACGACAAAAAUAAAGCGUACUUCGAGAA
Astyanax mexicanus (Mexican tetra) is the source of this 6410-nucleotide messenger RNA. RefSeq names its product cell adhesion molecule 4 (gene cadm4). The record is from RefSeq and is a predicted model, not a curated record. The transcript has 10 exons. The coding region runs from base 889 to 2157 and encodes 422 amino acids. Gene Ontology annotation, cellular component: cell-cell contact zone. NCBI's taxonomy places the organism in Eukaryota, Metazoa, Chordata, Actinopteri, Characiformes, Acestrorhamphidae. Gene Ontology annotation, biological process: regulation of Rac protein signal transduction; negative regulation of peptidyl-tyrosine phosphorylation; regulation of wound healing. Gene Ontology annotation, molecular function: vascular endothelial growth factor receptor 2 binding.